AUGCGGCGUCACCUGUUUCUUAUCCUAACUCUUUUUUUCCUCCCCCAGAACGACUCGGGCCCUGCCAACUCUUUAGAAGAAUGCAAGCAAGAACUUUUGCAAAUUCAUAGCGAAAUGGAACUCUCCUGUCAUCAAACACAACCCCAUUUCGCAAAAAUGUUAGCACGAAUGGUCGGUAACCCAAUUUGCUCCGAUUUGUCUAUAUGCUUGGACUCCGGGGCCUCAGUUCCAGCGCAUCGUUUUAUUUUGGCCACGUGGGAUCCCGAACUGGCGAUUCUUAGGGAUAAUACUAAUUGUAUCAGCGCUCCUGGCUUGAGCAGAACAGAACUGCUUGAUCUUUUGUCUGCUUUGUACACAUUCGAUCUAACCGCGCUUUCUUCGCUGACAGCAAAGGCCGAAUUCACUCUUGACUGCUGGCAAAUGUUGGAUGUCGUGCGCAGCAGACUUUCUGGCAAUAAAUCAGCAAUGGUUGCAGCCACCCCAGGCAAAGACAUCGCAAACCUUCCCACACCCCCCAGGACCAGUGCUGUGUUUUCUUUUUCCCCCGUCUCUAUGCCUAUCUCCCCGCAGUCCCCUAAACCCGUCAAUGAAUGGGACAAUCGGGCCUCAUCCAGCUCGUUUGAUUUGUUUGCAUCAUCAACAGAUAAUCUGAACAACAAUGACCCCCUUGACGCUGGCACAAGAAGUAACCCCUCUCCUCGUGCAUCGCCACUUAAUUCGACUACAAUUGCGCGGCAAAGCAGCGAACAACCGGAUCCCGAAGUAAUUGUGAUUGAGGCGGAUUCGCCUAUUGGUCCGGGCAUUUGCGACCCAGAUCCUGAAGCUGUCGAAACUGUGGCCACGGAGGAAGACCCACCGGUAUUUGACUUGGCCUCACAUUGCUGCUUGGAGGGUACUCCAGGUGUUGCUGCCGCAUUGCCUUCAGUGUCUGGCGAACAGAGCACGGAGCCGAAUGACUGCGAAGCGUCGGUGGGUUCACGUGUGACGCCAGGACGCACUAACUGUCGUGUGGCGUGCGAUGCGGAAGUGGCGGCUGAGAGCAUCUUCAGUGACGAGUCCGUGGUAACUCCUGCGCCAUUGGCAAAGCGCCUCAGGAUGACGGUUGAUUUGGACGAGACAGAGCGUAGCUUGUCGUUAUCGCAGCCACUUGUUGGCAGUCUGGACUUGGAGACCGGCGAAGGUGAUGGUGGUGGUGAUGGUGAUAAUGACUGCGUGCACAAGCUGGCAUGCGAGGCUGUUUUCAGGACUCCUUCCCCAAACGCGAGACACAGUGGACGUCGUGUUUCUUCAGUGAUUUCCACCAAUGUGCCAAUCACUCCGAAGCCUGCAUUCGACCAGAUGAGGACACCCGAGUUGAAGGUAAGCAGUCUCAGCUUUGGAUUGGUUGCUAGCUCACGUGUGUGUGUUCGAACGUUUUUUCCUACAAUUCAGAAAGCCCUCUCGGACUACGGCGUUCGGCAUCUGCCAAAGAAGAAGGCGGUCCAGCUGCUAGACCACAUAUACGACGAACUGCAUCCGUUUGUCGACACGGCUGCAGAGCCCCACGAAAUGGACGUGUGCGUUACCUCGACCACCAAACCACUAGCAAGUUCCCAUGCUCGUGUCACUGACGUCCGCAAGAACGAGUUUCCAGUUGAGGAGUCGAUGAAUAGUGAAGAGCCGUCUUAUGACGUCGAUGUCGAUGUAGCUGACCCUACCCCUUCCACUUCUGCAACACGUGUUGAUCCGAGUGAGAAUGCAUCGCGCCGACCUGUGGCGAAGGAGGCUCAAAACGAGGCUAUUAAAAGACGCGUCUGGGAAUGUCUCCGAAGUAAUGACGAAACAUACUACAAAAUCGUCACCUACGUGCCCGUAUCCUUAGACUUUAUAAAGGCUCUGUUACGCGACGCCGGGAUAAACGUUGGUUGUCGGCGUCUAUCUGACCUCCUCGACGGGAGUCACAUUCACAACGAGGAGCAGGCACGCCCCGAGACCAGGAAUAAACACGAAGGACCCAAGACACGCGACAUAUCUGUGGUGAUCGUGUACAGCAGCUUGUAA
Mesocestoides corti is the source of this 2040-nucleotide messenger RNA. NCBI's taxonomy places the organism in Eukaryota, Metazoa, Platyhelminthes, Cestoda, Cyclophyllidea, Mesocestoididae. The record is from the annotation of a GenBank genome assembly.